UUGCAGUGUAGGAAAAUCUGUAAAACUCUGCUAGAGGCAGACUCAGGUGUGAAAAUGAUGAAUGUGGGGUUUGUUUUGUUGCUGUUUAGCUCUGCCUGUGGUGUGCUAAUGGAAGAUGCUGAACUGGAGUGGGAGAGAAAGACAAAUGAAGAAGGUUCCUCACCUGCAUUCAAAAUGUUGGGAGCAUCGGUUGAGGGAGCUACAGAAGACAAAUCAAAGAAGCUUCCUGAAUAUCUCACUGUUCCUAUUGCCAAUGAUCAUAAAGAGGAUCUAAAGCCAGAAAUGGGUGCUAGACAAAUCCCCAAAUGGCUUCAUAAAGUUCUGCAGGGUGUCCCUGCCACUGUGUCUCGUGCUGAAGGAGCAACACAAAAAUCAGAUUUGAUUGGAGUUCUGUGUUAUCUUGACAGAAUAUAUGUAAGAAUCAAAAAGAACGUUUUUAAGUCUGAAGAUGCACACAUGUAUUUGGCACUAGGUAGUUGCCCUUUCAACCAGRUUAAUGAAGACUACUACUACUUUCUGUACCAUUUGAAAAGCAACUGUGGAUUCAAAACAGAGAGUUUUCCAGAUUAUCUGUCCAUCAGCAUUCCACUCCACUACAAUCCAACUGGUCCAGUUUUAAGAGAAAUGCCAUUCGACAUUCCUCUGCAGUGCAAAUACCACAGGUUGUUUUACUCGUAUAAAGUUGGCUUUCAUCCCAAACUACAAGGAAGGACCGUUUACAAAAAGCUUCAGUCAAACAGUACUUUUACCAUUUCGCCUCAAGAUGCAUUUGGGAAAUUAAUCACCAGCAAAAAAAUCUACAACUUGGGGGAUGCACUGCACUUUGAGGCUAAUGGACAUGACAACACCGGAGAAAAGAGGAUUUACAUCAAUAAGUGCUUUGCGACUGCCUCUCAAGACCCGUACUCACAUCCUCGAUACACGGUCAUUGAUAAUAAAGGCUGUAUGGUUGAUGGUAAGGUCACGACACAGUCAAAGUUCCUCACUGGUGACUCAAAGAUGAUCCAGAAAUUCAGUGUGGGAGCCUUUAUUUUCAAAGGUCUUUCCUCCACCUCUCCACAGCAAUUCUACAUGCACUGUGAGAUGUUUUUAGGACCAUCUACUCCAACCCCGAGUUCAAAGGCGUGCAAUUACGAUCAGGCUACACAGAAGUGGAAGGAGCUCUACGGUAAAGACUCGGUGUGUGACUGUUGUGAGUCAACAUGCCAGUCAGCAGAACCAGAGGCAGAGUYUGAGAAUGCCGUCUCUGUUCACCUUUGGAACGGUGACUCUGAAGAUAAAUUUGAGGAAGCUGACCACCUGAUAAAACCUGCUGAUACUAAUCCAGUGAACUGAAAAGAGCGUGCAGACGUUUGUGACUGAGCAAGACUAAAAAUAUAAUAUGUUUUAUUUUAAAUAAAUGUUGGGGACGCACUCAUUGCACGAG
Molecule: messenger RNA, 1426 nt
Organism: Austrofundulus limnaeus
Lineage: Eukaryota; Metazoa; Chordata; Actinopteri; Cyprinodontiformes; Rivulidae
Gene: zp3c
Product: zona pellucida glycoprotein 3c
Exons: 8
Coding region: 55-1335 (426 amino acids)
Biological process (GO): binding of sperm to zona pellucida; positive regulation of acrosome reaction; egg coat formation
Cellular component (GO): extracellular matrix
Molecular function (GO): acrosin binding
Source: RefSeq, a predicted model, not a curated record